Messenger RNA from Adelges cooleyi (spruce gall adelgid), 1436 nucleotides. RefSeq lists its product as uncharacterized. Bases 49 to 1359 code for a protein of 436 amino acids. The transcript is spliced from 6 exons. Lineage: Eukaryota; Metazoa; Arthropoda; Insecta; Hemiptera; Adelgidae. The record is from RefSeq and is a predicted model, not a curated record.
CAUAAAACUAUUUAUAGUACUUUAUUUUAUACCUACUUAUAUUUUAAAAUGACUAAUCCCAAUAGUCACAUGUGGUUAAGUAAUCCAUCUCCUGCUACACCAUUGCUGCCUUUGAUACCACCUUACAAUGCAGCUUUUGGAAUACCAUUUCCACCACCAAAUAUGCCAGUACCCAAAAGUCAAAUCUCGCAAAUGGCUUAUCAGAAUAUGAUGCCGUUACCUCCUAAUCUUGAUAAUUAUUUUCAAAAUGCAUUUAAUCAACCUGGUGACAGCAACUCAAUUAUUGAUACAAGUACAUUUCCACCUUUUCCGGAUAAUAUUAAUGAAGAGUAUGUUCUUAAAAACAUAUGUCCUGUUCAAGAAAAACCUAAAGAUGAAAUUUCAUUGUGGAUUAAAAAAUGGUCAAUUGAUAAAUUCAACAAAGAACCUGCCCAUAAUGAUGUUAAAUCAAUGUAUGACAUUAAGGUUAAAGACAUAAGCAACAAAAUAAAGAAAUGUAAAGAGCUGUAUGACAAAAUGAAAUGUUUCCAACAAAUAUUGGAUCACAAUAUUUUAACUAUGACUGAAAAUGAAUGGCAGCAAAAAUGUUUUACUUGGAAAUCAUAUAAAGAUCAUUUGGAUACAAUACUCAAUACUUUAAAAUUGGAUGAACAUGCUAUAUCAAUAAUACAGUUCAAACUAUCCAAACGAAAGAGGAAGAGAAAUAGGUUGAAAAAGUUUAAAGAAAACAUAAAAACUAUUAAAUUGCAACAACAAGAUAAAGCUGAAGAAGUUAAUAAAAAGAUUGAAGUUUGGCAAAAUGCCUUACACGAUGAUAUUUUAAAAAAGAAAAGGGCAAUUGAGAUGAAAACUGAAGCUAAUAUUGUGUUCAAAGGCGUUAAAGGAAAAAUAGAUGAUGCAAAAAAUCAUUUGUCAUUGUUUGAUAUGUUAGAAAAAUUAAGAAAAUCUAGACUCCAAAAUUGUGCAGAUCAAAGAAAGAAUAUUAUACUGGAAGAAUCUCUCAAUAAAUUGAAGAAUGUGUGGCAUCAAAAACUGUCAGAGUACCAUAAAGAAGAGCUACAGUUAAAAGAUAUGCUUACUAAAUCUGAGGCAGAGAAAAAUGUUAAAUGGGAAAUAGAAGGCCAAGAUAAAUUAAAAGAAUGGGACCAAAUGUUUUUUGGGUCAAAUAUGGGAUCUCAUGAAGUUAUAUUCAAUAAUUUACAAACAUUCCUAAAUAUUCGGAGAGGCUGGGAUAAAUAUGUUACUGAUGAUUCAAAAACACAAAACAACGAUGGUAGCUGUAUACCAGUAGGUUGGAUUGUGCCAUCAGCACCUUGCAACUCUGAGUGGGCUAAAUAUGUAGAUGGUACAAACCUUUAAAAAAUAAUAUUAGAUAAAACCAAUUAUAAUAAUUAUAUUUCUCUGAUUUUCACAAAUUAAAAUUGUUUUUACUACAA